Molecule: messenger RNA, 1095 nt
Organism: Callorhinchus milii (elephant shark)
Lineage: Eukaryota; Metazoa; Chordata; Chondrichthyes; Chimaeriformes; Callorhinchidae
Product: leukocyte antigen CD37
Exons: 10
Coding region: 193-993 (266 amino acids)
Cellular component (GO): membrane
Source: RefSeq, a predicted model, not a curated record
AACAGCACAACUUGUGAAGUGCAGUCAGAGGCUCUCACCCAAAGUUCUCCACCACCGACCCCACUGCUGUUGGGGUGGGGGGAAGGGGGAGAGAGAGAGAGAGAGAGAGAGAGAGAGGGGUAAAGUCAAUCAUUCUCCACUUUGAAGAUCGGUUGGUCAGGAAUUGGACUUGAGAGACUAAAGCCCCUCAGGAUGGUGUCUAAAGGCUGUAUUGUGGUCACAAAGUACCUGCUCUUUGUCUUCAACCUUAUCUUCUUUUUCCUGGGAGGGUUGAUGCUGGGGUUUGGGCUGUGGAUCCUACUGGACGAGAACAGCUUCAUGACUGUGUUAAAGACGGUGUCCAUCCCUGUGAACCUGUGGUCCUAUGUGCUCUCGGGCCUGGGCACCUUCACCAUGAUGAUGGGGUUCCUGGGCUGUUUGGGGGCACUGAAGGAGGUUCGCUGUAUGCUGGGAUUUUACUUUGCGUUCCUGGUUUUCCUCCUGGCUUCCCAAGUCACCAUCGGAGUUCUGAUCGUCACACAGAGGAAGGUGCUCACAAAGGAGCUCGAGUCCAGAGUCAGGAAGGUGAUUGAGAAAUACAACGACACAGACAGUAGCAGCAAGAACCUGGAACACAGCUGGGACUUCGUCCAAUACACGUUGGCUUGCUGUGGCUGGAACUCGUCCCAAGAGUGGUUCAAAAACAAACACCUGCAGUUGUCGACUAAGAACCACACCUUCCCCUGCUCGUGCUCGCUGGCCUUAAAGGGCAACUUCACCGGGUUCUCCAACAGGCCCCAUGGCUUCUGCUCUGUCUCCACUGACUCUCAUCCACUGAACGGCGAGGUCACGGGCUGUAAGGCACAAAUCUACAACUGGUUGGUGAAGAAUCUCUUUAGCAUCGUGGCAAUCUGUAUCGGGAUCAGCCUGAUCGAGGUUUUGGGGAUGGUCUUCGCCAUGUACCUGUUCAGGAAUUUUGACAGGGAUUACAACAAGUUGAUCCGAUAUCACUGACGAGGACACAUCAGAAACAGCAACAGGCAGUAGUGCAUCAGAAUUAAUAUCACCCCCUUCCCCCCAAAAAAUCCCUCCUUUUCCCCCAUCGCCCCCAUCUCG